ACUGUUUCAAAUAAAGUUAGACAACCUCAACGAUGACCAAAGAUUGAUGAACGUCAUUCAUUCAUAUGAGCAAUCACAUGGGUGGUGGGACGUAGCCGAGGUGUCCAUGGACAGAACGCGAAGAAGUGGGUCAGAGAGAAGUCUGUAGUCUGUAGCGACAUGAGAAGCCGCCAGCAGAUUGCCGUCAGUCUCGUGAGGAUAUCCCGGGAGUCAACAGGUGCAGAAGUAUAAAACCAGAUUAGGGGUGAAUCGACUGAUUUGCAAAUAUCGAAGGGACGAUAAAAAGAUAAAAGACAGCGAUCGGCGAACUUGCGAUGCAGCCUUAAGGAAAGCACGUUUUUCGCACAGUGUUUGUUACUUUGGGUUUGAGUAUAAAAAAUCGUUAUCAGUGAAGUUUGAGAUAAACGUUAUCACUAAGCAUAUCAAGGAAAAUUAUCAAGCUACAAAAUGACAAGACACAAGGUGUCGCUGCUAGCCAUCUUUCUGAUUGGGAUUAAUCUGUCGUCUGGUGAUGAAGUACCAAAGCCUAGUUAUGCUAGGACAGUUCUUAAAGUUUCGAGGAGCCUUCCUGGUGAGACUGAAGAGGUCAAGGUUCGCACUAGUGAAGGAAAUAUGGCGACGCUCAUCGUGAAGAGAAGAGAGAAGAAUGAAUUGGAUGAUCUUAAAAAUGUGGAGAAAAACGCUGAGAAAAGUGAAAAUAGUUCCGGCACGUCAUUUUUGGGCGUCAAUAGAAAUUUUGAGAUGCAAAGGAAUAAGGAUGAUAUUAAAAAGUCGGAAGAGGCUCAGGUCGAGCAUAUCAGAAGUCAAUUUGCUGGUUCUGAGAGGGAUACGAAGAAUGACGAAAAUUUUCGAAAAUUGACGCUACCGGAAAUGCAGUAUUAUAAUAGGGAUACGGAAAUUGAUUAUAGUAAAUGGACGCCUUUAACGGAUACCGGAAGAGACCUAAAAAAUUCUGAGGAAAGCGCUGAAGAGUAUGUAAACUGGAGACCGGUUGUGAGCGAUAAAAAAAUUACCACGGAGGAAAGAACUAAUUAUGCCAGGAUGGAUAAUCCUGUUUAUCAAAAUCAAGGAUUAAUUUUAGCGCGAAAUUCUGAAAAUCGUCAAGAAAGAACUUUUGGAUUUGAUGAUUUAAAUCCUGAUAAAAUUGUUGGCAACCAGGGUACGCGCUAUACCUUUCUACCACAUCAACCGAGACCUCUCACGAGGACGAAUAUAGGAGCCAAUCUUUAUAAAAAUCGGGAUGCCAAAAACGUACCACCGGAAGUCAUCAUACGAUCAGAAAUUAAUGUGAAAUCAAUACCCAAGAGAAGACCGAUGACAUUGGAUCCUGAUGGCACUCCUGUUAUACAUGGAAAGCGCGUACCAGACGAGCCAAUCGACAAGAUACAAACGUGGAGGAAUUCCAGGGUCAUUAAUAAUAAAUUAAUUCUUGAUGGUGCUACUACGAUAACCACUGAUCCAAGUCCAACAUUUUUCUCAACUGACAAUCUAGUCGAGAAACACAGGUUUGAUCGUUUUUUCAACGACGUUAAUAAACGUUAUGGUCGGAAUGUCGAUAACGUGGAAAGAAAUGUAUAUUUUGAAUGGGAUCCGAGAAAUUAUCAGAACGAGGCUCUAAAAGCUGAAGUUUACGAGACCAAAAAUGAAAAUUUUAAUUCAAACAUACAGAAGAGAAUGCUUAAUAUUGAAAAUAUAGCGAGUUACCCUAAUUCUCAACUUUACACACCAGAAAGUCAAAAAAUCGCACCAGUAGCAUUGAAGUCUGGCGUUCGCGCACCGGUGCUCCAGUACGCUCAUCCUGAGUUGGGUGUUCAGCCUGCUAAGAUUGUCAAAAACGAGAAACGGAUACCUGAUAACUUUCCUGAAAAUCAGCACUCUUUCACUGAGCAACGACAAAAGAAAAAAUACGUUUUAAAUGACAAAAAUUUUGUGGAUUCCUACACGAUAAAGAACUACUAUCCAAAUCAACAUUUUUAUGGUUUAAAAAAACGAAACGAACUUCCAUUUUGGAUUAAGAUAUCCGAAAAUUUAAGAAACCAAUUUUCCACUGGAGUCGAAAAGGUUUCACAGUUAACACGACCAGUCUUUGACCCACUCGUUGAGGCGACUCAAAAAAUAUCCAAAAAUUUGGGUCUGUCCAAGGGUCAAGAGGCUCAGGAGAAAGUGGGCACAGUCGCUUCCGGAUCCUCUAUACUGAUUCCUGCACUAGGUCUGGUGGCUUCAGGAGCUGCUCUAGGUAUCGGCGCAGUUGCUGUAGGUAGAUACCUGGACGUCGAUGUCCUGAAACGUUCCAGCGACGAUGAUAUGAAUCUGGAACACAAAAGAGCCUUGGAAUCGAUUCAAAACAAUCCUGAACGACGUCAAGAAUACUUACGCUCGUUGCAAGUACAGUCUGAUAAUUUUGAACAUGGUAAAAAUCAGAUUAUCUUCAUGGAUCCUAAUACCAAGGAGCAGCUACAACCACGAGAAGAGGAUGCGGGCGUCUUUUUGAUCCUGGAGGAAACUGAGGAUAAUGACAGGGUAGAAAAUCGCCAGACAAGACCAGUGGUUGAGGAAACCGACUACAUUGAAACAAAUAGGCGAAAACGAAGUCUGGAAUACCUGGACGUCUUCAAUGCUGAAGCUGAUAUGCAGAAUUUGGCCAGGAGUAAGCGACUUCAGAGAAAGGGUGCUGACUCAAUAGCAGAAAUAGUAGAGAUCGACGUCCCAACCAAAGGAAAUAUAGACAUAUCAGAAUUUCUUUUACCACAAAAAAAUGCACAGGCUUCUACAAAAAAUCAGGGAACAAUCCUAGUGAUAGAAGACAAUUCAAAGCCCCUGAAGAUGCUAGACAAAGAACCCCACAUGACAGUGCACGACGGGAACGCAGUCGAGAACGUGGCGAGGAUCGUGGACAAUCUUUUAAAGGAUACCGGAAGUUCGUCAAAGAAUGGAAUGAUCAAAAAAAGAACGCAAAGAAGUAUAAGCAAUGACCAGAAACUCGACGACGCACUGCAGAACUUAGAAAAUGCCGAGGUCGCCGAAGUAGCACAUAUAUCUGGAGACUGGACCAAUACACCAUGUGCAAAAAGGAUAUUUUGCGACGCCAUGAUAGAACGAGGUCCUGACGCUUCGACGUUCAUGGAAAAGAAAAUGGCAUCUCUCCUAUCACUAAUUCAACCAAUUGCUGCUGCACAAGUAUCGAGUCACUUUGAAGAGGUCAUGGCGGCUGUCAGGAGGCACGAUUGUUCUAGUUUCGUAUGUUUUCAAUCGAGGCCUGGAAAUGUUUUUUUCUGAGGAUUUUUUUGAAUUUUACUAGGAUCCUCUUUUAAUCCAGUGACAAUCUUCGAGGAGAUGGUUGCUGCAGAGGUCUCGAAAUUUUGCAUUUUCUUUCUUUUUUGCAAUUGGACGUAAUUUGAGACCGUCGUUUUUAAGAAUCACGCCAAACUUGUACAUAGUAAUCAUUGCGAUAAUCCUAUUUAAUGUGCACGCAUUUAUUAAUUUAAUUUUUGCUAUCUUUUAUCAAAAUUUAAGGAAACGGACAUUCCCUCGAGUAAUUACAUAACAGAAUAUCGGUUACGCUUCAAUUUUCAUUGAACUUUCGCAUGAUUCCAUUUUCGAUUGAUUUGAAACUGAUUUAACCAGAUACCAGUGUGACAGGUUCAACUGGCAAGUGCGGGUCAUAUCCUUUUCAAUAAAAUCAUCAACUUCAUCACUAGACAUAAAAGUUGUACACAGAAAUGCAGUAAAUCAAUUCAUAUUUAUUUUCAUAUAUGUAUGUUUUGUAUACAAUCUAUUUCACGACUUUGUGUAUUCUUUCUCGGAAAAUUAUCGAGAAUUGAAUGUAACUUUGCGAAAUACGUUUUGUUAGUUUUUAGAAAAGUUAUUAAGAAUAUUUACUAAGGACAUAUUAUCUAUGCUGUACUGAUUAAAUAAUUAAUAAAAACAUUUUAAUAUA
Cephus cinctus (wheat stem sawfly) is the source of this 3937-nucleotide messenger RNA. RefSeq lists its product as uncharacterized. Bases 448 to 3276 code for a protein of 942 amino acids. The transcript is spliced from 3 exons. The record is from RefSeq and is a predicted model, not a curated record. Lineage: Eukaryota; Metazoa; Arthropoda; Insecta; Hymenoptera; Cephidae.